Molecule: messenger RNA, 1150 nt
Organism: Oncorhynchus tshawytscha (Chinook salmon)
Lineage: Eukaryota; Metazoa; Chordata; Actinopteri; Salmoniformes; Salmonidae
Product: tripartite motif-containing protein 16-like
Exons: 6
Coding region: 38-1150 (370 amino acids)
Molecular function (GO): protein binding
Source: RefSeq, a predicted model, not a curated record
GAUCCAGACAGAGCUGCAGAAGAAACAAGGGGACAUUAUGAAGACCGUCUCAGUGGCAGAGAAUUCCAUUGGCAAGCUACAGAGCAACACUGCAUCCAUAGAGAGCUCGGUGGCAGGGGUACGUGCUGUGAUGGAGCAGCAGUUCUAUCUGCUGCAAGGGGCCGUAGAAGAGGCCAGGAGGAGGGCCACGGAGGUUCUGGAGGGGGAGCAGAGGCAGGCGCUCAGCCAGGCCGAGGGCAUCCAGGCCCACCUGGAGCAGAAGAGCCAAGAGCUGAAGAAGACCCUGGCCAGAGUGGAGAGACUCUUCAGGAACAAGAGGGACGUAGACUUCCUGCAGGAAUACUCUGAGUGGAAGACGGGGGCUGUGGAUGUCUGUCUGCCUGGGCUCUACGUCGGCCUCACAGAUCGCCUGGCCUCCUUCAGCUGCCUGCUCACUGAGUCCACCCAGGAACUGUGUGACCAGCUCAAGGCUACCUACAGGGACAAACUGAAGGACAUCUGCAGGACUGAGAAACUGGGCAUUACAACCAUGGUCCAUCCCAAGAUGUCAAAGUCUUUUUCACUGCCUGAGCCUGAGAUGCGAGACGACUUCCUCACGUAUGCCAGCAGUCUGACCUUUGACCCAGACACUGUCCACAAGUUCCUGAGACUAACCGAAGACGACAGGAAGGUGACCAACACCACGCCCUGGCAGCACAGCUACCCAGACACGCCCGAACGCUUCGAGUACUGGCGCCAGGUGAUGACCUCAGAGAGCCUCUACCUGGGCCGACACUACUUUGAGGCAGAGCUGAGUGGGGAGGGCAUGCACGUGGGACUCACCUACAAGAGCAUCGACCGGAAAGGCGUGGAGAGAGGCAGCUGCAUCACAGGAAAUGACUUCUCGUGGAGCCUCGGAAGGGAGGGGCGGAGCUUUUCCACUUGGCAUGCUGAUAUGGAGGCGGUCGUGGAAGCCACAAGUGUGUUCACGAGAAUCGGCGUCUACAUCGACUUUGACUCAGGCUCAUUAGCUUUCUAUGGUGUGACUGACAUCGCUAUGACACUCCUCUACAGGUACAAGGCUGAGUUCAUGGAGCCCUUGUAUCCUACUGUCUGGCUCUCAAAGAAGGACAGUGUGGUUUUAUUGGUUGGUCCUAAGGACCCCCACUAA